Messenger RNA from Python bivittatus (Burmese python), 2109 nucleotides. NCBI's taxonomy places the organism in Eukaryota, Metazoa, Chordata, Lepidosauria, Squamata, Pythonidae. The record is from RefSeq and is a predicted model, not a curated record.
AGCAUACCUCCUGCUCCUGGCGGGACUAGAACUCGCCGUCUCCCGGUUUCUAGCCUGGGGCCUUCACUGCUAGGUCAGAGGGGCUCUCGGUUGCUUCCUAUUUUACUACAUUCUCUCUUCUGACCCCCAAGACGAGGAGGGGCAGCCUCUGAAGCGCUGCUUCUGUUGAGCGUGGAUGUUUACCUAGCAUUGACGUGAAGCUGAGUGAGAUAAAUGAAACUGCUCUGCUUAUUUACGAAGAGAAAAUGGGAACAGCCAUGAAGGUUUCCCAAAACGUCACUUUGCAAGGUUUUGCACACGAGGACCCUUCAUGGGAUUUUACAAAUAUCGGAGUAUUUUUAGCUGGUGGCUUCCCAUCAUAUUUAUCAUUUGGGUAAGCGCUUUGCGUACCUUCUCAGUCCCUUGCAUCAUUUUAUAAGGAGGCCGUUCCUGUGUACUCUUGACCUUCUACCUUUUGCAAUUCUGUAAGUGUUCUUCAUUUGGAGGGGCAUCUUUAUUCACGUUCUCACCUUGAUAUAAAAAGCUCACUAUUGGAGGGGGGAGUUUACCUUGUCUCCCCCCAUUGGAGGCAAAGCGAAUCCCUCCCCUCAGUCUUUCUCUACUGAUUCUUUCAUUUACAGUAUUUGAGUCACUUGUCUGGCUUUUCUUCUUCUUUUUUUUGUCUGUAACUCAGUCAUCAGUUUUAGGACCCAGUCUCUGCUGCCCCAUGGCAGAGUUAUUCUCAGCAUCUUGAUACUGAAGCUGUGCUCAUCCGUAACGCCCUCUCUGGCUUGGUGCUGGAUAUCCAUCCUGUAUUUAUUCUCCAUCUGGCACUGCUGUUCUGACUGUGGAGAAGAAAGAGGUUCUUCAUCCUCCUCCUCCUCCAGGAUGGCAAACAAGGAGAACGUGAGCAGUAUCUACAGUAGCCUUUCCACAUACCGCCUCAACAGCCAGGCAGCUGGCCCUCACCGCCUUCCAUACAAGGAUACCGGCACUCCAUCCAGCACCCCCUCUGCCUCACUUCUGGUGCAGAGAGCCAUCACUAACAGCGCGAAGCACACCCUGAAACCUGCCUGCAUCCAGAAUCCAACUAUCCCAGGGAGAGUGCCUGUGGAACCCACUUCCGUUGCUCCAUCCUCGCAGGAGGGCCCCGAGCCAAGGCGAGUGUUCACCAUUGACGACUUUGAGAUCGGGAGGCCGUUGGGCAAAGGGAAGUUCGGCAACGUUUACCUGGCCCGGGAGAGAGACUCCAAGUUCAUUGUGGCGCUGAAGGUGCUCUUCAAGUCUCACAUGGAGAAGGAGGGGGUGGAGCACCAGCUGCGGCGGGAGAUCGAGAUCCAGUGUCACCUCAGCCACCCCAACAUCCUGCGCCUCUACAACUAUUUCCAUGACAAGAAGCGAGUGUAUCUGAUCCUGGAAUACGCCCCUCGAGGAGAGCUCUACAAGGAGCUGCAGAAGUAUCAGCGUUUUGAUGAGAGGAGAACUGCCACGUACAUGGAAGAGCUGGCCGACGCCCUUCUCUACUGUCACAAUAAGAAGGUGAUCCACCGCGAUAUCAAACCCGAGAAUCUGCUCAUGGGGCUGAAGGGGGAGCUGAAGAUUGCUGACUUUGGCUGGUCCGUGCACGCCCCCUCGCUCAGGAGGAAGACCAUGUGUGGAACUCUGGACUACUUGCCCCCCGAGAUGAUCGAAGGCAAAGCCCACAACGAGAAGGUGGACCUCUGGUGCAUUGGGAUCCUGUGCUACGAGUUCCUGGUGGGAAACCCUCCGUUUGAGAGCGCGUCCCACUCCGAGACCUAUCGGCGUAUUGUAUCGGUGAGCUCCGCUUUGCUGGUGUUACGGACGAGGGUCUGCGCAAUAGCACCUUACUUCCAAACCGGGCUGAGCGAUCAGGUUUGCCCUGCUGGGGUGAGAGAGAACGGGCCAGGGAGCUUAUAUUCAGUAGUGCUGCUUUGCAACAAGAUUCAGCAAGUAAAUCGGAUGUUAGACUCUGGUGCUUGUGAACCAGGGCGAGUCCUGGAAUUGAUUGAACAGGCUCCUUUCUUUAGGAGGCAGAGCCAAGAUCAGGAUCAGAGCCCCACAGACAUAUACGUAUAAUUUUAAUUAUUUGGUUUGUGUCUUAUUCUGUAC